AUGAUACAGUCGCUGAUCACACCAUUUUUACGCAAGCUGCCAUGGCUGGUACCACCNGAGAUUCAAACUCAUUUUAUUAAUAACAAGAAAACCUCUCCUUUCCGUAUGCAUUCCACUCUUUCGCACAGGAAAUUCGAUAUUGUCUUAAACUACUACGCAGAAAAUCCUGCUCUUGUCGCACAAUACAUCACCCAUCUAAAAAAUCUAAAGACUUUCAAAAAUAUUGAUCUUCAUAUUAUAGUAUAUACUAAAAACCCGAGAACGAAUAAAACACUAUUAAAAGAAAUUUUGAAAGUAAAUAAUAUCAUUGAACUGCCAAAUAUAGGACGAGAAGGCGCGACGUAUCUUCAUCAUAUUAUUGAAAACUAUGAUACAGUCGCUGAUCACACCAUUUUUACGCAAGCUGCCAUGGCUGGUACCACCAUCACCGGUUUGCUGGGCUGGUUUAUAGAUCGACUAGAAAAUCAAUUCAAUUCAUCUGUUGGGUAUAUGCCACUUGUAUCAAACAACAUGAUAAGCAACUACAAUUGUGGAUUCCAUCAAUCCGGACAUUACCCAAGAUUGACAGAAAUGUGGGGGAUCCUUGAACAAACGAUAUGUCCUCCUGGAGGCCAAGCAGUAAGUAAAGAUACAUCUGAGUACUGCGAGUUGAUUUAG
Adineta ricciae is the source of this 657-nucleotide messenger RNA. The record is from the annotation of a GenBank genome assembly. NCBI's taxonomy places the organism in Eukaryota, Metazoa, Rotifera, Eurotatoria, Adinetida, Adinetidae.